AACGCACCCUCCCAUUGAGCACAGUCUUGGUCUGAUCAAGGUACGUGGUGCUCUGUCUCAGCAAGCAGCACUGUGCCUUCAAGAAGGACAUGAUCAUGGCGCUAAACUGCCAAUCUAACAGUCAGGAGGUUCUUUUGAAAGAUGUUGAAGUUGGGACGGAGAAGAAGAACAGGUACCGGGGCUACCAGCUGGGAGCGACCGUAUUGAGCCUGCUCCUCCUGUCACUGACCCUCUGUGUGUUCAGCAUGAAGCAGUUCUGGUCUACCACCCCCGGACGGGUAUAUGACCUUCAGUAUAAAGUGGUGUUGGAUGGUGCCGAGACAGAGAGCAUGAUGGAGAUCGACCCCGCCCAUCGCAUUGAGAUCUUCAGGAUGGGAAAUGGGAGCGAAGAAGUCCUGGAGAUUCAUGACUUUAAAAAUGGAAUGACAGGGAUCCGGUUUGCUAAACAACAGAGAUGCUACAUCAAGAGCCAAACCAAGGAGCUGCCUGAACCAACAGCAAUGGAGCCCGAAGACACCGAGAUGCUGGCGGACGAUGCCUCGGUCGCUCCGGCAGAGGAAAUGGAGGUGUGGGUCCCGUCUGCCGAGCCCAUCGCCGACCGUGCCUUCCUGCUCGACUCAAAGAUCUCAGAAAUCUGCCAGCACCUCCCCGUGCACUGGAUCCACCCUUCCCCUCUGAAAGAUGUGGACUUCCCAGACACCGAGAACGCUGAGGAGAUGCCGAAGGUCAGAGGUCAACGCCAGGUCAGGGAUGUUCUGGGCCACCAGACCGUCAAUGACUAUAGAGAAGUCGGGAUCGAGCUCGACAACAGGCUGGACGAAGGGGGGUACUGCUGCCAGUAUUGUCGCCGCUCCCAUCGUUACUGCCGUCGCUACCACGAGCCCCUGGGCGGCUUCUGGCCCUACCCGUACUACUACCAGGGCGGCCGAGUCAUCUGUCAGAUCAUCAUGCCCUGCAACUGGUGGAUCGCCCGCAUGCUCGGAAGGGUCUGAGGAGGAACGUCCGGGUCGGGGGUCCUCACUGCUAAGGACAGCGUUCCUGUGGUCAGCCGUGGUGUUCGACACUACUUCACCUUAGCUUUUGUUUUUGGUUUCUGGUGCUAAUUGGUGCUACAACAGGAGGGGGGGGGGGGGGGGAGUGCUUCUGAUAUCUAUCACUUCAGGCUCUUCAAAGU
Molecule: messenger RNA, 1174 nt
Organism: Anguilla anguilla (European eel)
Lineage: Eukaryota; Metazoa; Chordata; Actinopteri; Anguilliformes; Anguillidae
Gene: tnmd
Product: tenomodulin
Exons: 7
Coding region: 90-992 (300 amino acids)
Biological process (GO): negative regulation of angiogenesis; negative regulation of endothelial cell proliferation
Source: RefSeq, a predicted model, not a curated record